CUCAAAUAAGUUUCACAUUAUCCUGUUUGUUAAGAAAAUUCAAAGAAACAUUGCCUUCGUCUUCGCCAUGGCCGGUACUUCAUUUCUUGAUACGAUUUUCCGAAGAAGAAAGAAGAACUCUUCUGACUUCACCACUUCUGGUUUCCUAAGCACUUUCGAAUUCGACUUUGAAACCAUUAGAGCUGCAACUGAUAACUUCUCACAUGUGAUUGGUCGUGGGGGAUUCGGUUCUGUCUUCAAGGGUAGGCUUCAAAGCGGGGAAGAAAUAGCAGUCAAGAGACUACUUGGAAGUUCCAUUAGAAGUGAGAGAGAUUUUUGUAAUGAAGUCGAGAUUUUGUCAAAGCUAUGGCACAAGAAUCUGAUCCAUCUUCUUGGUUUCUGCUCUAAACAAGACCAACGUUACCUAGUUUAUGAGUUCAUGCCUAACUCAAGCCUCCAAAGUUAUAUAUCUGAUCCUCAUAGAGAUUCUCAUCAGCUAAGUUGGGAGAUGUGUCGAAACAUCGUCCAAGGGAUAGCUCGAGGGCUACGUUACAUUCAUGAAGAAUCCCAGUUAUGGGUUGUUCACCGCGACAUUAACCCUACGAACAUUCUAUUGGAUUUAGAAUUUAAGCCAAAGAUUGCGGGUUUUGCAUUGGCUAGGAUGAUGCAACAAGGUGAGAGUGAAGGGGAAUCAACUGUAAUUGCCGGCACCAUAGGGUUUUUAGAUCCAGAGUACAUGAGAACCGGUCGUGUUUCUAUCAAAUCCGAUGUUUAUGCCUUUGGAGUUACCAUCUUGAUGAUCAUCAGCAGAAGAAGAGCUUAUAGUAGUGGGGGCGAAGAAUCACUAAUUGAACAUGUUAUGAGAUGUUGGAACAGAGGAGAAACCAUCUAUGUGGUCCAUGAAGUGAUGAGAGAACAAGAACGAGAAGAUUCGAUAAGCGAAAUCUUGAGAUACAUUCACAUUGCUUUGCUAUGUAUCGAUGAAAAUGCAGAGACAAGGCCGACUAUAGAUAAAGUUCUCCACUGGUUUAGUUGUUCUUCUACUCCUUUACCCGAACCAACAAUUAGUGAUCGAUUUCUUGUAGAGGCAGAAACAAAUCUGUGUUUUUCGCCAUCUCUAUCUCCAGGAUAUAGCUCUGAUAUGUCUCCUACGUCUUCACGUUAGGGAGAUUGGGUACUCUGUUUAUUGGGUUGAUGAGAGUUUAUGAUGAGAACGAUUUAUUGAUUACUCUUGUGUAAUAAAAUACCAAACUACAUUUUUUUUUAAAGAAUGCAAACUACAUUUCGGA
Messenger RNA from Brassica napus (rape), 1268 nucleotides. Its product is annotated as cysteine-rich receptor-like protein kinase 45. Gene Ontology annotation, biological process: protein phosphorylation. Bases 68 to 1144 code for a protein of 358 amino acids. The record is from RefSeq and is a predicted model, not a curated record. The transcript is spliced from 6 exons. NCBI's taxonomy places the organism in Eukaryota, Viridiplantae, Streptophyta, Magnoliopsida, Brassicales, Brassicaceae. Gene Ontology annotation, molecular function: ATP binding; protein kinase activity.